AGAUAGAUAUCAGCUGACAUUCAACGACAACAUUCGUGGACACGACAAACCUGUCAGUACCCAGAGCAAAUGUCGCCGCCAUAACGAGCUAGAGAAUGGGGUCCUUUUGCUCGUGAGUCUUGCUUCUAUCGAAGUGCAAGGGGGAGCAUAAAUUAAUUCCCUAUCUCGGGCAAAAAUGUCACAGACAAUGCCGGUGCUGAUGCCAGCCGCUACAUUAUUGGAGUCAGGUCGCUUGUUGUUAGUCGCAAGCCGCCACCACCGCCGGCCACUCAGAUGUCGUGUAACUAGUUAACUACCUCAUAGCUGGGGAUUGAGCCAGCUUUCCAAGACGCUAUUUUAAAUCCUCCGGAUUUCCUGCAUCGGUCUUGACACUUUAACUGGGAUAGCUGCGUUUUGGACUUUUCCGUGCAUCGUCCUACCAUAGUAUGCAGUGCAACUUGGGCUACCACCGACCGCACUGCAUGAAUCAAAUGUCAGGGCCUCUUCCUCCCUCAUUUGCACACGGCCUCAUGCCCCUAGUGCAAGGAAAAUUGCCUGUGAAACAACCCAAGCAGUCAGUCAGGGUCAGCAUAUUUUAUUUUUAUUUUUUUGGAAUUCUUUCGGAACUAUACGACGGCUCCACCCCGCAUUUUGCUAGGUUGUGACAAGGUUAAGAAUCAAGGCUUAACUUUCGAGCUAGCCUCCACGUUACUGAGUGUCAAGUGCUCUGCAAAAUAUCCCUGCAUCCAUUUCCCGAAUUCGAUCUCGAAGUUGAGGAAUGUUCACCUCGGAAGCAGGGCAUUGGACUCGCGCUAGCAUACAACUUCUCCUUUACCACGAAAAUAAUAUGGGACCCGAUAUAUUUCCCCCUAUCAUCUCUGGGGUAAAACGCCAUUCCAUCACUCCAUAUGCCGCUCAUUGGCCGUAGCCAGAAUCGAGAAGCUGAGCAGACGAAGACACCGGCCUGCCACCAACCUUGUCCCUCGGCGCCCUAUUCUCGCAACGACCUCUCCUUGGCUGGUUAGGAGAUGCUGUUUCUACAAAAGCGGGGGUUGUAAUACCUGCAUGUUGCCAACCAAGGCAUGAGCAUUUCUUCGGCUCUUUCUAUCGUUUCGGCUCUUUCUAUCGUUUGCGGAAUGUUUGGUCACCGUAAAAUCAAUGGUUUAAAAGCAUUGCUGUCGCUCAUAUCCGAAACUGGCCAUGCCUUGGACAAUGAGUUGGAAACAAACAUCAGAGCAUCUCGAACUUUCACGAGAAGGGUUGUCCACUCAAGCGUAUCCCCCUUUACCAACUUGGUAUUCCCCUAUCAUACUGUUUUCUAGCCUUUGCCUCUUGAAUUGAACAUUUUCGCAACUUGGCUCCAAUUGUUGAAACAAAUAUGGCUCAAGCUUCUGAGGUGGACCACGAGAAGCGUGAGGAUAGUUCUUCUAGGGAAGAGCAAAUCGAGAUUGCCGGGGCGGAUGCCGAUGAAGCCAUAGCAGCUAAUGAGAAAGCCUUGAUACGCAAAGUCGACUGGCGGCUACUUCCCAUCCUAGGAGCCUUGUAUGCCAUUGCGCUAAUCGACCGUGUCAAUAUAUCGAAUGCCCGCGUGGCCGGGAUGCACAAGGAGCUGGAACUUUACAUAGGCUCACGAUAUACCAUUGCCUUGCUUGUGUUCUUCAUUCCGUACUUCCUUUUCGAGCUCCCUUCGAAUAUCGUCCUUCGAAAGGUUGGAAGUGCCAACUGGCUUGCCUUCAUUGCCUUCGCAUGGGGGUCUUUCAUGUUGGGUCAGGGGUUCGUGAACAGCUAUGAAGCUCUUACUGCGCUGCGCUUCCUCUUGGGGUUCUUCGAAGCUGGAUUUUUCCCUGGCUGCGUGUACCUGAUCUCUUGUUGGUACGUUCGGUAUGAGAUGCAAACACGACUUGCCGCAUUCUACCUAUUUUCCGUCCUUGUUGGAGGCUUCUCCUCUAUUCUCGCAUAUGGCCUCAUGCAAAUGGAAGGGCUACAAGGCUACCUUGGCUGGAGAUGGAUUUUCAUCAUUGAGGGUCUUAUCACUCAAGUGGUGGGAAUCGUUUCGUGGUUCCUUAUCAUUGAUUUCCCGGACAAGGCUCAAAAGACAGGUUUCCUGACGGAACGGGAAGCCGAUUUUAUCAAAAACCGCAUCGAGAAAGAUCGGGCUGAUGCCUUGAACGACCCUCUAACCUGGGCGAAGUUUGGAGAGCAUCUGAAGGAUGGGAAGCUCUGGGCCUUUGCUUUCAUGUUUAUGUCAACUACAACCCCUGCAUACGCUUUUGCCUAUUUCUCACCAGCCAUCAUUCAGGGCAUGGGAUAUAGCGGCGGCAUCGCAAAUCUCCUCUCCGCACCGCCCGUAAUCUUCGCAGUUAUCUCUGCCUACUCCUUCGCCUUGUUGGGGGAUAAGUACCGCCUCCGUGCCCCCAUCAUCGCUGCGCAAUGCAUCAUCGGCAUCGUCGGCCUUAUGAUCACCGCCUACCACCCCAAAUCCGGUGUUCGCUACCUUGGCAUAUUCCUCGGCACCGCCGGGUGUCAAGGAAAUAUUCCUGCCAUCCUCGCCUACCAAUCUAACAAUAUCCGCAUGCAGUCGAAGAGAUCUGUUGGAAGUGCACUGCAGAUUGGGUUUGGCGCGAUCGGGGGCAUUAUUGCCUCGACGACGUUCCGUGAGGUGGAUGCCCCCAAGUUUGUUCCCGGCCUGUGGACAACGACCGGCUUGCAGCUCCUCGUUCUGGCGUUGUUGGCUUGUACAACUUUCCAUUUCUGGCGCAGAAAUAAGCACGUUGAUGCAGGGACUGCGAUGAAGCCGAUUGAAGGGCUCGAGGGCUUUAAAUAUACGCUGUGAGCAAAGGGAUUUGAUUUGUUGAUGAUUUACAUAAGGCUUACAGUGGGAAUAUGACUUUCCUGGGAGGAUAAAUUACUAGCUAUUUACGUCUACUUAUACCAAUAAUAUCCAGAAGUUAUUAUUGGAUUUUAUUAUUGAUUUAAUCGGAGAUACCAGAUGCAAUCCUCCAUGUUCCAGCAUGCUCAACAUCAACCAGAGCUCUCUAUCCUAUCCUCUCUCAUGCUCAUCUCAUACCAGAACCAAGAAUGGAAAGAUAUCUCGUACACUUCAUGCCCAAGCGAAACGAAACAAGAUUCUAAACUAAUGUACAUACAAAACCCACU
Molecule: messenger RNA, 3135 nt
Organism: Blastomyces gilchristii SLH14081
Lineage: Eukaryota; Fungi; Ascomycota; Eurotiomycetes; Onygenales; Ajellomycetaceae
Exons: 10
Coding region: 1358-2812 (484 amino acids)
Biological process (GO): transmembrane transport
Cellular component (GO): membrane
Molecular function (GO): transmembrane transporter activity
Source: RefSeq, a predicted model, not a curated record